Messenger RNA from Salvia hispanica, 645 nucleotides. The record is from RefSeq and is a predicted model, not a curated record. Lineage: Eukaryota; Viridiplantae; Streptophyta; Magnoliopsida; Lamiales; Lamiaceae.
AUGCGUUUGAAAAUUGCAGCAGACAUAGCAGGGGCAGUAGCGUACUUACACUCUGCAUCUUCUGUGCCUAUCUAUCACAGGGAUAUUAAGUCAAGAAAUAUCCUCCUUGAUGAAAAGUAUGUUGUCAAAGUAUCAGAUUUUGGAACAUCGAGGUCCGUUGCUACAGAUCAGACUCACUUAACUACUGUGAAAAGAAGUGAUGUUUAUAGUUUUGGGGUAGUUCUUGUCGAGCUUCUUACUGGGCAAAGGCCAAUAUCUCUUGAUAAAACAGAAGAGGAAAGAGGUCUAGCAACACGGUUCCUUGCAUGCAUGGAAGAAGAAUGCAUGGAUACGAUUUUAGAUCCACAAGUUCGGGAGCAAGGAAGAAAGGAGGAGGUGAUCCUAGUUGCAAAGCUUGCACAAAGAUGUUUGCACUCUAAAGGGAGAAUGAGACCAACUAUGAAAGAAGUUGCUACUGAAUUGGAAAGUUUUAGGAUAUCUGAAAUGUCGAGUAGUGUUAAUGUUGAAUCAGAAGAUGUGAGAUCUUUUGGAGAUAUGCCCGCAAUGAUUUCAGACACUGAGUACACAUGGACAAAUAGUUAUAAGAGUGCUUUCACAUCAUCAUCAGACACACAUCCGUUAGUGUUAUAUGAAAGUGUAUCAUAA